GAUUAGUAGAAAAAAUACUGUAUACUCGUCAGUAAAUUUUCUGGUUCAAUAAGAAAAUAUUAUUAUGAACUAAGUUUUUUCACAAGAAUACUAUAAUCUAAUACAGUCAGAAAAAACUGUUGGCAGAGUUUGUUUGACUCACAAUAGGUUUGACUUGACGAGAAUAAAGACUUGAAAGUAACACGUCGCUUAAAAAACGUCUACACCGAGAAGUAAUUUAACAAGGGCUUAAUAUGAAAUCUGUCAGUAACUUUGUAACUACAUGCUAUAGAUAGUGCAAUGUGCAGCGGUCUAGUUUCAUAACGAAAUCUUUCGCAUCUGUGUAUCACUCAGCUGUUCGCUGACAGUAGUAAUGUCAAAUUUCAAUGUUUUUAUUUUUGACAUUCUGGUCAAAUUCAAGCAAGAUGGGUUUGGCUUGCACCCGUCAGUCUUAUAAUCUAAACCACUAUGUAAAUAAAGUAUUGUGAAUUUAUCAGAUUAGUGCAAUAUAAAAAUGACGUCUGUUUCAAAUAAUUUGUUAACAUUGCCUGUUGAUAUUCUUAUAUUCAUAUUUAAGAAACUACAAUUAGAUGAUCUUGGACGCUUAAUGCAGACUUGUAAAACCUUAAAUAAUUUAGUUCUAAAUAACAAUACGAUCUGGCGAUCACUCCAUUUAAAUUGGUUAAUGUUGAAAGAUAGAACAGAUAGCAGACAUCAUAAUAACUUAUCGUGGUACAAACGCUGCAGAGCGUCUCAUAAUUGGUGUAAUGGGUAUUAUAAGGCAAAGGUGGUUCUCCAUCACUAUUCAAAUUACAUGCCAUGGAUUGACUUUCACAAUUCAGAAGCUCUACUUGUAUCAGUAGGAUCUCAACUGCAUUGUUAUCCUACAAACAAAAAAGGUUUGCCAUUUGGUAGAAAACCUGCAUGGAAAUUAGAUGUGCCUAAAAUUAAUAGGCAUGAUAUAAGAACAAAUGACAUUUCGAGAUUUGUUGUAAAACAUGAUUUUAUAGUAUGUGGAAACAGGGAUGGUUGUGUAACUAUAUACAGAAUAAAUAACAUACAAAGCCGGCCUAGAAUAGAGUGCCACAUCCGUGAUUGUCAUGAAAAUGGUGAAUCGGAAGUAUCAGCUGUGGAUGUCAUAGACAAUAGGGGCCAACUGGUUAUUGUCUCUGCUUCCAGUGAUGCCUCUGAACUAUGUUUAUGUAGUUGGAGACCAGAUGAAGACAGUGAUAUAGUAACUGUACCUGAUGAUCAGGAUAGCAAAAAUGUAGUCAACAUUUACCAUGGACAUGUAGGUGCAAAAUGUAUAGCCCUUAAUAAGGCACAAGACAAACUAGCAAUAGGUCUCAAUGGAAACAGUAAGCCUCUCUUACUUGAUGUGAAUAACACACAAUUCCUAAUGACUGCUGAGGAUACUAAGAAUCCUAAACAAGCUAUACGCGAUAUACAGUGGCAUGAUGAGAACAGUAUUGUUUAUGUUACUCAUUCAGGGUUCCUACAAAUGAUAGACGUCAGAUCUCAUAAUGUGAUUUAUAAUAUGAGAGAUCCUUUUCAAUCUACUUUAUACUGCGUGAAGUCUGAUGGUGAACAUGGAAUCGUGGUCGGCUCAGCUGAGUAUUCGCGCUGCGUGUUGUUUGACUCACGCAAUGAUAAUAAUCAUGUGCAGAUGUAUUUUACGCAAAGGAACACAUCUCCCGUCUACAGUCUAGAUUUUGAUUCGACAAAGUUGAUUACAGCAGUAGAUCGGGGUGUCGGGGUAUCGAACUUCAAUGUCGACCCUUCUACAGAACCGCAAAGAGAUUAUUCUCAUAUUUUUUAUCAAUAAAUUAUUUAUUUUAUCGUUAA
Messenger RNA from Trichoplusia ni (cabbage looper), 1824 nucleotides. Its product is annotated as F-box/WD repeat-containing protein 4. Gene Ontology annotation, molecular function: protein binding. Gene Ontology annotation, cellular component: SCF ubiquitin ligase complex. The transcript is spliced from 8 exons. The record is from RefSeq and is a predicted model, not a curated record. Lineage: Eukaryota; Metazoa; Arthropoda; Insecta; Lepidoptera; Noctuidae. Bases 494 to 1804 code for a protein of 436 amino acids. Gene Ontology annotation, biological process: SCF-dependent proteasomal ubiquitin-dependent protein catabolic process.